UCCAGAAGUCCAUCACGUCCUCGCCUCCUGCACAGACAGAGAGAUCAAUAAUGGCUAUGGCGCCAACAGCGGUGCCCCGCCACGUGGUCGCGGUGCCAUACCCGGGCCGCGGCCACAUCAACCCCAUGCUGGCGGCGUGCCGCCUCCUCGCGGCGGCGGACGGCGAGCUCACCGUCACCGUCGUCGUGACGGAGGAGUGGCACGCGCUGCUGGCCUCUGCCGGCGUGCCCGCCACGCUGCCGGCCAGCCGCGUCAGCCUCGCCACCAUCCCCAACGUCAUCCCCUCCGAGCACGGCCGCGGCGCCGACCCCGCCGGCUUCUUCGCCGCCGUGCGUGGCAAGAUGGGCGAGGCCGUCGGGGAGCUGCUCGACCGGAUGGUGCUGGAGCGGCGGAGGCCGGACGCCAUCCUGGCCGACACCUACCUGACAUGGGGCGUGGAGGCCGGGGCGCGGCGCGGGAUCCCGGUGUGCUCGCUGUGGACCAUGGCGGCCACGUUCUUCUGGGCGCUCUACCACCUCGACCUCUGGCCGCCGGUGGAUGACCGUGAAAGCGAGCAAGAACUAAGCGGCAAGUCAUUGGAGCAAUAUGUCCCAGGCUGUUCAUCAGUCAGGCUGUCUGACAUCAAGCUCUUCCGCUCUUGGGAACUGCCAAUGAAACUAGUAGCAGAGGCGUUCGUCAACGUGCGCAAGGCGCAGUGUGUCCUCUUCACCUCCCCCUACGAGCUUGAACCCAGCGCCAUCGACAGGAUAGCACAGGUGGUUCCGUUUCCCGUGUAUCCAGUCGGACCUUCGAUUUCAGGCAUGCCGCUGAACGGUGACGCCGGCAAGAUCCGCGACGAGGAGCACGGUGCCUGGCUGGACGCGCAGCCGGAGAACUCUGUCCUGUACGUCUCGUUCGGCAGCGUCGUCUCCAUGCGGCCGUCGCAGCUGGAAGCGGUCGCCAUGGCGCUGCGCGACAGCGCGGCCAGGUUCUUCUGGGUGGCCAGGGACAGCGCCAGCGCCCGCGGCAUGCAGCGGAUCGCCGGCGACAAGGGCCUGGUGGUGCCGUGGUGCGAGCAGCUGAACGUGCUGUGCCACCGCUCCGUCGGCGGGUUCCUCAGCCACUGCGGGUGGAACUCGGUGCUCGAGGCCGUGUUCGCCGGCGUGCCGCUGCUCGCCCUCCCCGGCAUCUGGGACCAGGUGGUGGAUGGCCGCGUCGUGGCUGACGAGUGGAAGAUCGGCAUCAACCUGUGGGGGCAGAAGAGAGAUGCCGACGGCGUCGUCGGCAGCGACACGAUCCGUGCCGCGGCGGCGAAGCUGAUGGAUCCGGAUGACGGCGAGAGCCAGGAGAUGAGGAGAAGAGCCGCGCGGCUGCGCGAGGCUUGCCGUGGCGCCGUGCAGGACGGUGGCUCGUCGCGUCGUUCCUUGAACGACUUCGUGAAAGAUCUCGCCGCGGGGAGGCUUAACUGCCAGUGAGUUUGAUUCCCAGAGAAGGGACC
Messenger RNA from Oryza brachyantha (malo sina), 1477 nucleotides. RefSeq names its product UDP-glycosyltransferase 87A1-like. The record is from RefSeq and is a predicted model, not a curated record. Lineage: Eukaryota; Viridiplantae; Streptophyta; Magnoliopsida; Poales; Poaceae. Bases 51 to 1454 code for a protein of 467 amino acids. The transcript is spliced from 2 exons. Gene Ontology annotation, molecular function: UDP-glycosyltransferase activity.